Messenger RNA from Closterium sp. NIES-67, 2134 nucleotides. Lineage: Eukaryota; Viridiplantae; Streptophyta; Zygnematophyceae; Desmidiales; Closteriaceae. The record is from the annotation of a GenBank genome assembly.
UUCCGCCCUUUCGAAACCCUAGUCGUUUGGUUGGAGGCAUCUGCCAGAGAUCCAGACGACCAGGAGGUCACGGUCUAGCAAACCCAAGCGACAUUUUGGCAGUAUAGUCGUAGUUCAAGCUUGUAUUUUACUCGUUACCUGAUAUCACACGCAUGGCCACAAACAUGGCCGUUGUUGAGGAGCCGUUGUAUCCAAUCGCCAUUCUGAUAGACGAGCUAAAGAACGACGAUAUUCAGCUUCGACUGAACUCAAUCAGGCGCCUUAGCACCAUCGCACGAGCGCUUGGCGAGGACCGGACAAGGAAGGAGCUGAUUCCCUUUUUGAAUGAGAACAAUGACGAUGACGAUGAAGUGCUACUUGCUAUGGCAGAGGAGCUUGGUUCGUUCAUUCCGUACGUCGGUGGUGUCGAUUACGCUCCCGUGCUGCUUCCUCCGCUAGAGACGUUGUGUACGGUGGAAGAGACUGUUGUCCGGGAUAAGGCCGUUGAGUCGUUGUGCAAGAUUGGACAGCAGAUGAAGCCCCGGGACGUUGUCGAGUUCUUCGUUCCUCUUGUCCAGAGGCUUGGAGCAGGGGAAUGGUUUACAGCUCGAGUGUCAGCUUGUGGGCUUUUCCAUAUUGCUUAUCCCAGCGCGACCGAGCAGCAGAGAGCGGAUCUCCGAACUCUUUAUGGCCAGCUUAGUCAUGACGACAUGCCGAUGGUCCGUCGCUCGUCGGCUCUGAACAUGGGCAAGUUUGCCGCCACAGUGGAGCCGCAGUACCUGAAGCUUGACAUUCUUGAGUUUUUCAGAGAUCUUACAAAUGACGACCAGGACUCCGUAAGGCUUUUGGCUGUCGAAGGAUGUGCUGCUGUUGGAAAGCUCCUGGAGAAGAAGGAUUGCAUCUCUAGCAUCCUUCCUGUGAUUCUGUCGUUUGCCCAGGAUAAGUCGUGGCGGGUGCGAUACAUGGUGGCGAACCAGCUUCACGAGCUUUGUGAAGCCGUUGGCCCCGAAGUAGCAAGGGCGGAGCUUGUCCCUGCGUAUGUGAAGCUACUGAGGGACAAUGAGGCAGAGGUUCGCAUUGCUGCCGCUGGCAAAGUAACAAAAAUUUGUGCCAUUGUCAAGAAUGCCGAUGCUUUCAAUGCCAUUCUACCAUGUGUGAAGGAUCUUUCAACAGAUACUUCUCAACAUGUGCGGUCUGCAUUGGCCUCCGUCAUCAUGGGAAUGGCUCCACUUCUUGGCAAGGAACUCACUAUUGAAACGCUGCUACCAAUUUUCCUGGCUCUGCUGAAAGAUGAGUUCCCUGAUGUCCGGCUCAACAUUAUCAGCAAGCUGGAUCAAGUCAAUCAAGUCAUUGGAAUGGACCUCUUGUCACAGUCCCUUCUUCCAGCCAUUGUGGAAUUGUCAGAGGACAGACACUGGCGAGUGCGGCUUGCCAUCAUUGAGUACAUCCCUCUUUUGGCUGGCCAACUUGGAAUGGAGUUCUUUGAUGAGAAGUUGAAGUCAUUGUGCAUGCAAUGGCUUGAAGACCAGGUGUACUCAAUACGUGAAGCAGCUGCCACGAACCUGAAACGUUUAGCAGAAGAGUUUGGUGCGGAAUGGGCCCAAUCACAAAUUCUUCCGAUGAUCAUGGAUAAGGUGAACAACCCUCACUACCUGUAUCGGAUGACAGUUCUGCUCUCCCUCUCCAUGUUGGCCCCGGUGCUUGGUGCUGAGGCAACUUGUAAUACAAUGCUUCCUGUUAUCCUGAAUGCUGCCAAGGAUCGCGUGCCAAACAUCCGUUUCAAUGUUGCCAAGAUGCUUCAGUCAUUCAUCCCAAUAGUCGAGCCAUCGGUUGUGGAGCAAACCAUUCGACCAUGCCUGCUGGAGCUGAACGAGGAUCCUGAUCCAGAUGUCCGCUACUUUGCUAAUCAAGCACUUCAGGCGUGUGAUAAAGUUAUGGUUGGUUGACUUUAGUCAGGUGCAACGGUUCUAGUAACACGAGGCAGUACUGAGAUGUAAGCGAGCAAGUGCACCUCGUGCCUUUGUAUGCGGAAUCGGCUCAAACGUAUUAGUCCUAACCUAUGCUGUUGUACUAAUCAAUGUUUACAGAACUUGUGGCGAGUCGUUGUGCCUCUGUAUCAAAGAUUUGGCCAGGCGUACGUUGAUUGGUCUAACUG